Molecule: messenger RNA, 1818 nt
Organism: Cryptotermes secundus
Lineage: Eukaryota; Metazoa; Arthropoda; Insecta; Blattodea; Kalotermitidae
Exons: 5
Coding region: 204-692 (162 amino acids)
Cellular component (GO): membrane; endoplasmic reticulum
Molecular function (GO): protein-macromolecule adaptor activity
Source: RefSeq, a predicted model, not a curated record
GACGUUAAGUACUGAAGAUUACAGACCUUACAGACGUUCGUAGGAAAUUUGAUAUCAGUCCAUUAAAUUAUCCCAGAGAGUAGUACACCAUAUGAGUCGAACAACUUUUACACGUGCAUUUAAUAUAAAUAACUGAAAUACAAAAUUGAGUUUAAAUUACAUGGGAGUUGAUUAAGUAUCGAAAAGUUUACUGUACAGUCAAAAUGGACCAGAAAUUGUUAUAUGCUUUUCGAGGUUGGAUUGCGUUUGUUGCUUUCAUGGACAUGGGGACAGCUGCCCGGUGUUAUAUAGAAAAACGUUCAUUUCUUGGCGAGCAUUCAUAUAAGAAAACUAUUGGACUUCAGUAUGAGGAUCCUACACUGCCAAGAAUAUUAGGAGUUUAUUCAAUUUUGAAAGCUGUUGCCUUAAUUCAUUGCACAUUAUAUAUACAUUAUAAACCAGUGAUCAGCUUGGGAAUCUGUUCCCUUGUUGUAACAAUUCUAAUGUACUGCUCUGAGGUGUUAUAUUUCUGCUCCACAACACUGUCUUUCUACGUGAUCUUCCCAUGUGUACUGAAUGCCUUGACACUGAUAGGAUUGAUCGUCUUACCCAAGAGAUUGAUAGAUGUUCCUAUAGUUGCUGAAGAGGAAAAUGCUGAACUGUUGAGGCAGGCAACAGCCUUCAAACGGAGAAGACCUAAAAAAGUCAACUAAUAUCAGGUGCCUACUGCCAUUUACAGUGCUAACUCUCACAUCAUUCACUACUUCAACAGAUCAUCAUCAGUGACUACUGUAAAAAGGCAAAACAAACUCAACAUAUUUUAUAAGAACUUCUAGAAGUGACCCUCCUUCUGCCUUCAAGACUGCUUCACAGCACGCAGACAAAAUUUGUGACACAUUCAUCCUUGGGAACUGAAGCAAUUAAUUAAACAUUCUCUUUUGUUCUGGACAGCUUUCUUGGUGCAAGGAUUAUUUUUGCACAGUCCUUCCUUUAGAGAUAAAAUCACAGUAACUACCAUCAGGAAAUCUAAAAGGGCAGAGCCCUCUGUUGAUUAUUCUGUUCUCAAACACCAUACCAUACUGGAAAGAACCAUACUCUUCAGCUGUAAAUUUUCUGAAGGAAUUCAAUACAUCACUCAUGCAGUGAUCUGAAUUCAGUUUCUGAAAAAGUAUCAGGCCAGUAAUUAGCCACACACUUGCACAUUUGCAGCACAUAACACUAAUAUUUCUAUACUAUGUAAUGACACUUGUUGAAUAGCAUGACAGUAUUCUUCCUUCCGUAUUCAUGCAAUUUGUGUGUCUAUGUUACCACCAAGGUACAGCCUCGUCAGUUAUGAACAGCAGCUGGGAAAACACCUUUAGCAGAAUGAUUUUUCUGUUUGAGCCAUGCCUCCAUUAUGCACAUUUUGCAGCAUACAGUUAUCUGACAAAGCAGAACCUUUAAUGACUGCUUAACUAAUCACAGUAUGUUUUUUGAACGUGCAAAUGACUCAGCAUCAUAUCGGCAAGUUACAGAUGAUCACAGGCAAAACAUCUACAUUUAUGGUGCUGCUAUGUUUCCUUCAUGCUUGAAUCCCCUGUUCUAUGUAAUUUAUUGUCUCACGCUGUAUUCAAUUUUAAAUAUUUGUAAUAAAAAUAAUUGAUUAAUGAGAACAUAAUGUUGAAACUUUGUGUUAUAGAAGAAUACUUCCUCUACUUCUGUUCUUGUCUUGCAUGUGUUUCAUUAUGAAUAUUACCACAUUUAAUACUGGAAUAAAAUCUGUGUUAGAACCUAAUUAAUUAACCUGCUGGCUUGAUUUUCAUCAGUGUAGUCACAGAAUGCUGAAAUAUAUGUGCAUUU